This is a messenger RNA of Quercus robur (English oak), 1483 nucleotides long. Its product is annotated as peroxidase A2-like. The transcript is spliced from 4 exons. The record is from RefSeq and is a predicted model, not a curated record. Gene Ontology annotation, molecular function: heme binding; peroxidase activity. NCBI's taxonomy places the organism in Eukaryota, Viridiplantae, Streptophyta, Magnoliopsida, Fagales, Fagaceae. Gene Ontology annotation, biological process: response to oxidative stress; hydrogen peroxide catabolic process. The coding region runs from base 170 to 1210 and encodes 346 amino acids.
UGCAUUGCACCUCAACUGCCAAACGUGAUGGAUUUCAUUUUCUUUGUUUUUCACCUUAAUGUAAUGUUGUUUGUCACCUUAUAAAUAAAGGGUCACAAUUUGGUUUGUUAAACACUCAAACAUUGAAGCUAUUCGUGUUUAUUAGAGUGAAAUAAUAUUGCAGAAAAGAAUGUCUUCUUCUUCUUCUUCUUCUUCUUGCUGUACGCUACUGAUAGGUCUUUUAUGUGUGGUUUUGCUUGGAGGAUCUUUGUCUCAUGCCCAGCUGAGUCCAACAUUCUAUGAUUCAACGUGUCCAAACGCGUCCAACAUCGUACGUGGAAUCAUCGCAGAGGCUUUAAAGACAGAUGCUCGAAUUGGCGGUAGCCUCAUUAGGCUUCACUUCCAUGACUGCUUUGUCAAUGGAUGUGAUGGAUCACUUUUGUUGAACAACUCCGCUACCAUACAAAGUGAGAAAGAGGCUCCUCCAAAUAAUAACUCGGCGAGGGGCUUUGGUGUUGUUGAUAACAUAAAGACUGCGUUGGAAACUGCUUGUCCUGCCACUGUUUCUUGCGCUGAUAUUCUUGCUAUUGCAGCUGAAGAAUCAGUUUCAUUGGCAGGAGGUCCCUCGUGGAAUGUUUCACUGGGAAGAAGGGAUAGCACUACAGCAAACCGAACAGCUGCUGGUCUUUUCCUUCCUGGUCCCACAGAAGCCCUUAGUGUUCUGAAAGCCAAGUUCUUAGCCGUGGGCCUCAACAGCACCGAUCUUGUUGCCCUCUCUGGUGCUCACACGUUUGGACGUGCUCAAUGUAGUACUUUCAUCAACCGGUUAUACAAUUUUAGCGGCUCUGGUAAUCCUGAUUCAACCUUAAACACAACCUACUUAUCAACUCUACAGGGAAUAUGCCCCCAGAAUGGAAAUACUACUGUUGUAACCAAUCUCGACCUCACCACACCUGAUGUUUUUGACAAUAAGUACUUCUCUAAUCUUCAAUCUCUAGAGGGUCUACUUCAGAGCGAUCAAGAACUAUUUUCAACCACCGGGGAUGAAACCGUUGCCAUUGUUAACAACUUUACUGCUAAUCAGACUGCCUUCUUUGCCAGCUUUGUGGUAUCAAUGAUUAAAAUGGGAAACAUUAGCCCGUUAACGGGGACGGCUGGAGAGAUUAGAUUGAAUUGUGGAAAAGUUAACAACUCUACUGGAUCAGAUGGUCUUCUAUAUAGCUCAAUGUAAAUAAGUGUUAUGGCUAAGUCUAAGCAUAAAUAAAAUGUGUGCUAAGUUACAAUGGUAAUGAUGGUCAGUAUGAGUGAGGCUAUUUUGUUUUGAGUUGUGUUUAUUGUGUAACUUGAUGGAUGUUUUUUUAGUGUUGUCUUUGUUCCUUGGUGUUCUUUGAAUGAAUCUUUCAUCUGAGCAAAAAACUUAUGAUGGUUGGUAGGAUAAGAACAUGUUAUGAGGCUAUUUUGUUUUGAGUUGUGUUAAUUGUGUAACUUGAUGGAUGUUUUUUUA